UAAAUAUUUUUUGUUCAUUUUCUUAGGGAUCAUCACUGAUUAAAAGAUGACGACUUUCUCGUUAGAAGAGGUAGCGAAACACAACACUGAGAAUGAUCUGUGGAUUAUUUAUAAUGACGGCGUGUACGACAUCACUAAGUUUUACACGGAGCAUCCAGGUGGUGAGGAAAUAUUGCUAAACCUGGCUGGAAAAGAUUCCACCCAGUGUUUCGAUGACAUCGGCCAUUCGGAAGAGGCUAUAAUCCUUCGGGAAACGUUUAAGAUCGGAACAGUGGGUGCAGGAACAGCAGCUGGAGAAACGGUUUCGUCAUCUCCUUCUUCUGGUGGUACGUCGCAA
Messenger RNA from Ceratina calcarata, 337 nucleotides. RefSeq names its product cytochrome b5. The transcript has a single exon. The annotation marks the transcript as partial. Gene Ontology annotation, cellular component: membrane; intracellular membrane-bounded organelle. NCBI's taxonomy places the organism in Eukaryota, Metazoa, Arthropoda, Insecta, Hymenoptera, Apidae. Gene Ontology annotation, molecular function: heme binding. The record is from RefSeq and is a predicted model, not a curated record.